AUGUCUUUCUUUGGAUUUGAACAGCCACUUAACUUAGAAAGUGAAAAGCGUAAGUUUAGAGGAAGCGGGGGUGCAGGCAAGGAGAGUGAGGACAUUGCUGUCUACACGUGGGGUGAGGAGAGCUAUGAUGGUCUCGGGGAGGAGCUCCAGGAGCGUGGAGAUGAGCUGAACGACGAGACAUUCGGUGGAGCCGGUGUCGUUGGGAAGGACUUUGACUUCUCAAACACUGGUCAUAUUGCAGAAAAACCUCCCAAACCUGCGGAUGCCAGCCGCGAUGUGAGACCCUUGUCUCAGAUGUCCGAACAGCAGGCGCUCCCCGUUGCGUCGCAGCCGAGCGCAUCGUCUCGUCCAGUACAUACCCUCGAAUCUGUAUGGGAUGACAAGUCUCCUUUCUCUGUGUUACCACGGAUGAACGUGAAUGGCGCAAGCCGCACCGAUCUUCACAUGGUGGCGCAGUCUCAUACCCCUCAGCCUGCAAGGUUCUCACCCUUCACCCUUGACAACGAUGUCCAAUCGGGCCCGCUCAGUCUUGGUGGUAGCUUACACCAGGGCGCACACACGUUGGAGGAGAUUGAAGCGGAAAUGCGUGCUGCUACUGUCGCUCGGCUCCAGCAACAGCAGCAGCCACAGCCACAGCAGCAGCUUCCACUCUCGCAUUCUGGCCAGCUUCGGACACAGGUACGCCAGGGCACGCCGCAUGCUACCCCAACGCCCCCGCCUCGCCUACACCCGCACUCCCAGUCACCACGAUUCCAUCAUCAGCAGCAGCAUCAUCAGAUUCAGCUAAUCCAGCUUCAGCAGCAACAGCAACAGCAGCAGGAGCAGCAGCGUCAGUUUUUCGAGCUUCAAGAACUGCGUGCACGUGAACGGCAGCAGCUGCUUCAGCUAGAAGAGCGGCUUCACUUGGAGGAACUUGAACGUGAACGGCAGCGACAAAUGAGGCAGCAACAGCAACAGCUACAGAACGUGAAUAUUCACAACCAGCUCCUGCACCAGCGGCAUGCUUCUGGCGGUGUAAUCAGCCCUGCAUUGUCCGAUCGACAACGACGCGCCUCGCCUGUGGUGAACAAUCAUCAUAAUCAAAGCCAAAUUCCACUCGAUAUGCCGUUCCGACAGAGUCUUCCGUACCUUCCCCAAGACAUCCAGCUUCAGCAACGUUUGCUGGCGGAGAUGGCCCAGGAGGAGUUUCUGCGCAACAUGCAAGCGACUGCACCGCAGACAGAGCGGGAAGUGAGGGAAGAACGUGAGCUGCAGGAGUUGCUGAGGGCAGAGGCGAUGCGCAAAAUCAUGGAGGCGGAGCGAAUGGAGGAGAAGAGGAGGCGCAAACACGCGAAAAUUGCACAUAUGUCUCGUUAUAAUGACCUUAUGACACAGUCGGACAAGGACUUCAUAACGCGCAUUCAGGUAUCACAGCUAGUUACACAGGAUCCUUACGCCGAUGAUUUCUACGCGCAAGUAUAUGGUGCCAUUCUGAGCUCCAAGAUGGGCGUCCAGCCGCAAGAUGAACGUGUACUCAAAUUUGGAUCGGGCGGUGGUGUUGGGCUGGGGCUCGCCCAAAAAAUACCCGGACGACGGCAGAGUGCGAUGCAGCGUAUGGAAGCGCAGGUUGAGCGAAUCGUGAACAACGCGCGGCUCAGGGAAAAAGAGAAGAUUUCCCUUAACAACUUGCAGGGUGCGUUGGGUAAGACCUCGGGGAGAAGUUACAAAGCCGCACCUCGCCAGCUUCUCCAGGUCGAUUCUUCGACAUCACCUACACUGUCCCCAGCUCAUGCGCACAUAUCGAAAGCAGAUGCACUGUCCCUGCGGAAUGGAGAGGGUGCUGCUCGAGAAGCUGCCAAGAUUGGGCGUGAAGCACUGGGAACCGCAGCACAUACGGGUGAUCUCGUGCACAAAGAUCCGUUGACCCAUCGAGAGGCGCUGGUCAUUAUCGAGCGACUGUAUGACGUCGUGUUGGACAUUGAGCAGCUACGUCGUGACCCUCCACGACCAGAGGAAGAAAGAGAGUACCAGGCGUGGGAGGCAGAUUGUGGCUUUCAUGUAGCGCAGCUCUGGGAUGGCCUCCGGGUCAUGGUUCCACUCGAGACAAGUAUUCCUCAUCCAUUCGUGUCGCUUCUUACGCCGAUCAAAGGCAAAAGGCUGCUUCCACGAGUCGUGCCGCAUCUCAGCACCCAACAGAUGUUGACUGUGCUCACUCUAUUGGUCGCGUGCUUCUCUCAGUUGGAUGUGGUGAUCAAGGCGCCGGUCCUCGACAGUCUGCAACAAACUCAGGAGGACAAGGAGGUUGAAGAUCAGACACAGGCGUUCAUGCUACACACCAUCCACAGCAUUCUUCCGGUUGUGGCUAAGGCCGGCUUGAGGCUUGUCAGCGGCCUGCUCGGCUUACUCCUGGAGCGAUCUGAUAUUGUUGCAAUAGCCCGUACACGACCUGGACUAGCGUUGUUGACGCUUUUCCUUAGUCGGGUUGAGGUAAUAAAGCAAAACAUAGCUGCCGCUACGGAAUCUUCAGAGGCACCCGCCCUGGAAGAGCACGAUCAAUGGCAACUUAUGUUUGAUCACUUAUUCCAACUUCUAAUGCCGAACAUCUUGCUGCUUUUCCCCUCUAUUCGUCUGAGCGCAGUCGUGGGCAUGCCAUUUUCCAACAUUCCUCAGGCCGACGUUAUGGAUCAACCAGUCUGGCAGUACCUUGCCGCGAUGGCGCUACAUGCAUCUGCGGAGCAACAGCAGCUCUUGGUAACAUCUCUUCGCGAAAUUGUAUUAGAAAACGUCACCAGUGUCCACAAAGGGUGGAUUACAGAUGAUGAGGCGAGAAAAAUGCGGCUGGCGAACGUCAACAUAUUUUUGCAUGCUCUCGGCCUGGAUAGUUCACAAAUUGCGAUGUAA
Fibroporia radiculosa is the source of this 2880-nucleotide messenger RNA. RefSeq lists its product as uncharacterized. Gene Ontology annotation, molecular function: RNA binding. The record is from RefSeq and is a predicted model, not a curated record. The transcript is spliced from 10 exons. Gene Ontology annotation, biological process: P-body assembly; deadenylation-dependent decapping of nuclear-transcribed mRNA. NCBI's taxonomy places the organism in Eukaryota, Fungi, Basidiomycota, Agaricomycetes, Polyporales, Fibroporiaceae. Bases 1 to 2880 code for a protein of 959 amino acids. Gene Ontology annotation, cellular component: P-body.